AGUUUUGUUUUCAUUUCUUAUCGUUGUAGUUGUCAAUUUUGUUGUUGUUGUUUUCGUAUUAACAAACAUUUGUGAUUUCAGUCAAAAGACAACGAGAAUAUUAACAAAAACUUAAUAAUAUGAUCAGUUCGUAAAUAAGAAUUGAUGAGAGUGGUAGUGAGUAGUUGCUGGUCAGUUAGUAAAUUGUGGCAGUGAAAAAUCAAAUCGAAUAUUAAAGCGUAGUAUAUUAACAAAAAAUUUAAUAAGAAUAUAUGACAUACAAACAUGAACUAAACAAAUUUUGUAAUUAUCUGUAACUGCCUGAUCUAAAACUCAUAAUGUACCUUUCAGUGUAAAAUUAAAAAAAAAAAAUCCCCAUAUUGGUGUGCGAAUAAUAAAUAAUUAAAACAAAUAAUUACAAAGCAAAAAAUCUUUAAUUCUUAAAUUCAAAAGAAAUUUUAAAAAGAAAUUAAAAUGCUGAAAUUUUACUUAAGUUCUUUGUCGUUUUUAUUACUCAUCUUUUGUUUUAAUACGCAACAUCUACGAAUUCCACCCGUGGCGUGUCCUAAUUAUUUUCAAUAUUUCAUUGAAAAUUCUCAAUACAUUGGAAAGAUUUCGAUACCAACUAUAUCGAAUACAAUUGAAUUGUUAGUGUACUUCAGUCAGAAGCAACCAUUGCAAACGAAUUACUAUGGCCGAAUAUCGUUAGAAAGUAGAGAUCCCAUUGUAUAUCGUGUGGAAUUUCCCUCUCCAAUCGAAGUUCCCAAGUUGACCAAAAUAACGGUCAAUGGUCAAGAUAUUUGUGUUUCUAAUGAAUAUUCUGCCCCUAGCACACGACUUUAUUUAAACCAUAAACUACAAAUAACAACACAAGCCUUAAACAGUAACUCACCUCAACAGUUUCCCCUCAAUCCACAAACUUUGCAACAAUUUCCUACAAGCGGAGUACAAAUACAACCCACACGUGAAGUGGCACAGUUCAGCGAUACACCAACACAAAUAUUUAACAAUAAAUUUACACCUGAAACUAAUAAUAAUAAUAAUGUGAUUCAACCCAUUAGACAAAAUGCUCAAUGUGGCCUUGGCAAUACGGUAACGGCUUUUGUGUUUGGAGGUGAAGAAGUAAUGCGUGGAGAAUUUCCUUGGUUGACUGCUAUUUACGUUAAAUCUGCCGGUUUACGUUUUUUAUGUGGUGGCUCUUUGAUUUCCUCGAGGACAGUGGUUUCGGCAGGACAUUGUUUUAAAAUUGGCAGUAUAGCUGCUAAUCGCUUGGUAAUUAAUUUAGGCAGACAUAAUCUAGAGGAUUUCAGUGAGCAAGGUUUUGUCACCAGAGAAAUAGAAAAUCUCAUAGUACAUCCUGAAUACAAUUCAAAUCUAUUUCCGGAUGCUGAUUUGGCAAUACUACAUCUUAAGCAGCCUGUGCAAUUUACAAAUAAUAUACGUCCCAUUUGCCUAUGGACGGACAAUAUAGACACACGUUAUAUAGAGGGUCAGGCUGGUGUAGUGGCUGGUUGGGGAGCUGAUGAGCAGGGUCGCACUUUUACUCCUGUGCCGAAAAAAGUCGAUACAAAAAUUGUUAGUGAUGCCGAGUGUUUGCGUUCCUCUCCUGCCUACAAUAUGUUGACAUCACCACGUACUUUCUGUGCUGGCAACCGUGAUGAUACCGGACCCUGUAUGGGAGACUCGGGCAGUGGUCUUAUGAUCAGCCGUAAUGGACGCUGGUAUUUGAGGGGCAUAGUCUCCGCAGGCCAAACAAAAGAUCGUAAAUGCAAUUUGCAAGAAUUUGUAGUUUUCUGUGAUGUAGCCAAACAUAUGCAAUGGAUACAAAGUAAUUUAGUUUCGUAAUUUAUUAUUUUUAAAUAGUUCUAUUUAAAUUAUAGUUUCAUUAAUUUUACUAUUGCCCAGUAGAUAUGCCAUAGUUUUAAAAUUAUUAGAUAAUCCCAAAAAUAUGCUACGAAAAGUUUUUUUGUAGUAAAUAUGUAACUGUAAAAUACAAGAAUUUUCCUACGAAAAUAGUACUUAAAUCUUAUGUAUUUACAAUUUACCUUAAGGUAUGUAAGUAUUUAUUGAAUAUAAAUGGCUUUGAGUCCUUUAAAAU
Messenger RNA from Lucilia cuprina (Australian sheep blowfly), 2077 nucleotides. Its product is annotated as serine protease gd-like. Lineage: Eukaryota; Metazoa; Arthropoda; Insecta; Diptera; Calliphoridae. The record is from RefSeq and is a predicted model, not a curated record. Gene Ontology annotation, biological process: proteolysis. The transcript is spliced from 4 exons. The coding region runs from base 454 to 1824 and encodes 456 amino acids. Gene Ontology annotation, molecular function: serine-type endopeptidase activity.